Messenger RNA from Bombina bombina (fire-bellied toad), 513 nucleotides. Its product is annotated as M-phase inducer phosphatase 1-B-like. The transcript is spliced from 5 exons. The record is from RefSeq and is a predicted model, not a curated record. Lineage: Eukaryota; Metazoa; Chordata; Amphibia; Anura; Bombinatoridae. The coding region runs from base 142 to 513 and encodes 123 amino acids.
GGUUUGGAGUGCGAGUGAAACGGAAGCUGUUCGGGGAGGGAUAUGUAUUUACUCGUCAGCUGAGACGGCUCUUGUGUAAUAGCAUGCAGUGUACGUUCUAGGUUGAGGCAACAAUUAAGAGUAGAACUCCACUGUGAAGUCAUGGCAGAUAAUUACUGCCAGUCACCAGAUGGUCAACCCAAAGCUGCUUCAGGCCUUCGUUUCCGCACAAGCUGUCGUAUGUUGAUAAACCUUCUAAGAGAAAAAGAUUCGUCUCUUGCUUUCUCACCAGAGCAGCCGUUGACACCCAUCACUGACCUUGCAGUUGGCUUUAGCAACCUGAGCACAUUUAGUGGUGACACACCUAAACGCUGCCUUGACCUGUCAGAUGUGAGCUGCGACGAAGUGGUGCUGCAGGCGCUUGAGUCUCCUGACAGAUUGGCAACAGGUACUGAUAAAGUGAAUUCUCCAAGCUCCCAGUGUAUCCAGUUUGAUGGCCUAUUUACACCAGAACCAGAAAAGAAGCCAAAGUAA